GGUAACGCCUCUCUCACUAUCAGUCAAGGCCGAUUUGUGACUUGUUCUUGCAUCCAACUAUCAGGUAUAAAAGCUGGUAUUUUACGCAGCAAAAUCAGUAGCAUCUGCUCCUCCAUUGAAUUAGGACCACCGCCACCAUGCUGCGCGCCUGCAUCGUCCUCGCCUUGGCCGCCGGCGCCUUCGCUGGUCAUGUUGGCCACGUUGCCGGUGGCUACACCCUCGCCAGCAACCUCGGUUACGGCCUUGGCUACGGAAACCUGGGCUAUUCAGGUCUCGGCUAUGGCGGCCUUGGUCUCUCCCAUUACGGCCUUUCUCACGGUGUUGGCUACUCCGGCCUGACUGGCUACGGUGCCGGCUACGGAUACGGAUAUGCCCCAUCCGCCAGCUACGCCGUGGCUGCCCCAGCCGUUUCCCACACUGUCUCCACCUACCACGCUGCUCCAGCCGUGACCGCUGUCCAUGCUGCUCCAGCCGUCACUGCAGUCCACGCCGCCCCAGCUGUUGCCACCUACGCCGCUGCCCCAGCUGUCACCAGGGUGGUCCAGUCCGCUCCAGUUUUCGCUAGCUACGCUGCUGCUCCAGCAGUGACCGCUGUCCAUGCUGCUCCAGCUGUCCAUACCGUCCACGCUGCCCCAGCCGUGACCGCCGUUCACGCUACUCCAGCCUUCGCUGCCGUCCACGCUGCCCCUGCUGUUGCCACCGUCACCCACGCUGCUCCAGCUGUCGCCACCUACGGUGUUGCUCACGCUGCCCCAGCUGUCGCCACUUAUGGUGUUGCUCACGCUGCCCCAGCCUACUACGGGUACGGUGUUGGCUCCCUCGGCUACGGUGCCGGCAGCUACGGUUAUGGCCACGGUCUCCUCGGCUAUGGCCUGAACUACGGCUACGGUCUUGGUUCUCCUCUGAGCUACGGAAACCUCCUCCGCAAGAAGAAGUAAAUAUAUGCGUUCCUGACCCUCCGAUUGGACGCAAUUCGCAAAGGAAUGAAACAGAUUCUUUGGAGGCUUCAAUCAAGCGGAUUGAUCGUCACUGCAUAAUAAACUGUUCUUUCGAAAAUGUCCACUUAUUUAAAAGCGUCCCAUG
This is a messenger RNA of Dermacentor silvarum, 1083 nucleotides long. Its product is annotated as cuticle protein 16.5-like. Lineage: Eukaryota; Metazoa; Arthropoda; Arachnida; Ixodida; Ixodidae. The coding region runs from base 138 to 938 and encodes 266 amino acids. The transcript is spliced from 3 exons. The record is from RefSeq and is a predicted model, not a curated record.